Messenger RNA from Gavialis gangeticus (Gharial), 2960 nucleotides. RefSeq names its product dishevelled binding antagonist of beta catenin 1 (gene DACT1). Gene Ontology annotation, cellular component: cytoplasm. The annotation marks the transcript as partial. NCBI's taxonomy places the organism in Eukaryota, Metazoa, Chordata, Crocodylia, Gavialidae. The record is from RefSeq and is a predicted model, not a curated record. The transcript is spliced from 4 exons. Gene Ontology annotation, biological process: negative regulation of JNK cascade; regulation of Wnt signaling pathway, planar cell polarity pathway; negative regulation of canonical Wnt signaling pathway.
CACGACGGCCCCGCGCCGCGCAGCCUGGAGGAGAAGAUCCUGGAGGAAAACAUCCUGCUGCUCCGCCGACAGCUGAACUGCUUGAGGAGGAGAGACGCCGGUCUAUUGAACCAGUUACAAGAGCUAGAUAAACAGAUCAGCGAUCUAAGGCUGGAUGUGGAAAAGACAGCAGACGAACACCUUGAGACAGACAGUCGUCCGAGUUCAGGAUUUUAUGAGCUGAGCGAUGGGGCCUCUGGAUCACUUUCCAAUUCCUCCAACUCGGUCUUCAGUGAGUGUUUAUCCAGUUGUCAUUCUAGCACCUGCUUUUGCAGCCCCCUGGACGGCUCUUUGAAUCUCUCUGAUGGAUGCCCAAAAUCUGCAGAUCUCAUAGGUUGGAUGGAUUAUAAUAAGGAAGGCCCCCAAGAGGAUCAGGCUGUGUGUCGGUCUCUGUCCACACCUCACUCGAAUUCCCUUGAUGUGGUUGCAGAUGUACAUCCCAAGUAUCAGUGCGACUUGGUAUCUAAGAAUGGGAAUGAUGUGUACCGGUACCCCAGCCCCCUGCAUGCCGUCGCUGUUCAGAGUCCAAUGUUUCUUCUGCCAAUGACUGGCAUCCCCCAGAGAGAAGAGGAGAGACUUGGUUGCAACGGGAGUGACGUUUGCAUUGGAUCUGAAGCAGACUUGGCCAAAGCAGGCAAUUCCAUUGCCCCGCAGAGCUCAUGGUCAGCAUCCUGUCCUUCAGCCAGCAAGAGACUAGACGGCUACAUCCUGAGCCUCGUUCAGAAAAAGACGCACUCUGUACGGACUAACAAACCCAGGACAAGUCUCAACACCGAUCCUGUGAAAGGCAUCUUGAGACAUGGCAGCUUGUGCGUUAGGCAGGCUGCGGGGGUGGCGCACGCUAACGCAGGGAACCCGAAGAAUCCCAAGCAAGUGUGUUUGCAUGCUAGCGCAGCUCCUGCUCUGGAUACCAGCACGUUCUCCCCCGUAAAACAGCGGCCAAAAGAAUCAAAUGGGGAGCAGCUGGAGAGUAGGAAGAUGCCUUUGCCGGCCGCUUUCCCACCAAGCACAGUCAAUGAACUUCCAAGCAAACACCUGCUGCGCAACGUCAGACUGGCUUCUCAAGAGCCGAACCGGUGUCCUGUGCCUGCGACAGGGGAUGUCCCAAGGGAAAGUGGCCAACUCUUUGUUCUGUCCCCGAAGGAAAGCCCCGGUAGGCGUACGGGGCUACAGCAAGAGAAUAAAGUGAUUCAGCCACCUAAAAAAGUCCUGCUGAAGAACAGCAUGCAGGUGGCUCACGCUGGUGCCACUCCUCCCGUUGAGGAGAGACCUGCUUUGGAUUUCAAGAGUGAGGGCUCUUCCUCCCAGAGCUUGGACGAAGGGUUGCUGGUGAACGCUCAGUACGUCCCAGCGCAGCAGCAAAGCAUUAAGCUUCACAGAGGCACCAAAAGUGUCCGGAUUCUGAAAAGUUCAACCUUGAAACACAGGCCCCACCUUGCCAACGUGCUGGAAAACAGCUCCCAGACCGUGCGGGAGAAAACCAAGCUCGUUGGCAAAAAGUGUCGCUUCCCAGAUGACUUGGAUACAAAUAAGAAACUCAAAAAGCCCUCGUCAAGAGGGAAGAAAAGCAGCGGCUUGCAGCCAGAGUCCAGUCUCCCAAGCAGGCAGUCUGGCCUACAUAAAUCCGUGGUCAAAUCUCACGGCCACAGCAGGGAGGUAAUCGUGGCCAAACCUAAACACAAGCGGGGAGACUAUCGCCGGUGGAAGUCAUCAGCAGAGAUUUCCUACGAGGAAGCCCUGAGGAGGGCAAGGAGGAACAGGAGAGAAGUGGCGGGGCUCUAUUCCCAAGUGUCCCACACGUACGUCAGCCCCUACGCUUACGUUGCUAGUGACUCCGAGUACUCGGCCGAAUGUGAAUCCCUCUUCCACUCCACGGUGGUGGACACAAGUGAAGACGAGCAGAGUAACUACACCACGAACUGCUUUGGGGACAGCGAGUCGAGCUUGAGUGAGGUGGAGUUCGUUGGGGAGAGCACCACCACCAGCGACUCAGAUGAAAGUGGGGGUCUUAUUUGGUCCCAGUUUGUCCAGACUCUUCCUAUCCAGUCAGUCACUGCUCCGGAGCUGCACGAAAAUGCAGCCAAGGCUUUUGUCAAAAUCAAAGCCUCCCAUAACCUCAAAAAGAAAAUCCUUCGCUUUCGAUCGGGCUCGCUCAAACUGAUGACAACCGUCUGAUGACGUGACUUGCCUGGCUCAUGUCCGUUUCUGCUCAAAGAAACACGGUGCUUUUUUGUGUACAUAUUUUCAUAGAGUUUUAAAAUUCAAAUAUUUAAAUUGAAUAAAUGGAGGUAAAUUAUGUGACUUGUCUGCAGAAGUUGGGUGGAUACCAGUGCCUUUUAUGUGGAAAUGAAGACCAUUGUACUAGCCACAAACAACACUUCCGUUUCAGUGGUAACGUAGCGUUGGCAGGCUUUGAGAAAUAUUCAUGUUUCUAAGAAGGGAUUUUCCUUGCCUGGUCUUUCCAGCUCUGGGGCUUAUACAGGAUGAGGUCGUGAUUGAGGGGAGGGGAGGUUGUCUCAGUGGUUUUUUGCUAGUCCCUUAAUUUUCUGCUGCUACUGUCCUUCCUAAUAAUUUGCCCCAGUUUCCUCUCCCAAGGAAGGGCUCUCCCUUCAUCUCCCAGCCAGACAUGGAGUGGCCUUCUCUACCAUGCACUCUGCCCCUAACACCUACAAAGUGGGAUGUGGGAGUCCCCCGUUUUAGACCGAACCCUCGGGCCAGCUGUGGAAGGCUUAGUAAUUCUUCGAUAUACUGUGUAAGACUGCUUUUUAAAAACAUAUGCAUGCCAGAUGCAUGAGUAUCAAUAGUUUUAAUAUUCCUGUUGAUGUCAAAUUACUGUACAUCAUAAAUGGCUGUUUUAUAUAUCAUCAUGUAAAUUAAUAUAACACAUCAUAUGUUGUAAUAAACAGUCUGUUUUAAUACUC